AUCAAGUACCUAGGCAUGCAGACUGUUGUACAAACAUUUGUGAAAGAAUGGUUUGCUCUCAGGAGCUCAGUGAAUUCAAGCAUGGUACCGUGAUAGGUUGCCAUCUAUACAAUAAGUCCAUCCCUGAAAUUUCUUUGCUAUUAAAUUAUCCACGCUCAGCUGUUAGUGGUAUUAUAACAAAGUGGAAGCAACUGGGAACAAUAGCAACUCCACCACAAAGUGGUAGGCUACAUAAAAUGACAGAGCGGGGGUCCGCUAAUAGUGUGCAGAAGUCGUCAACUGUCUGCAGAGUCAAUAGCUAAAGACCUCCAAACUUUGUGUAGCUUUCAGAUUAGCACGACAACCAUGCAUAGAGAGCUUCAUGGAAUGGGCUUCCAUGACCGAGCAGCUGCAUCCAAGUCUUACAUCACCAAGUGCAAUGCAAAGCAUCGGAUGCAAUGGUGGAAAGCACACCGCCACUGGACUCUAGAGCAGUACUUGCCUGACUGCAUUGUGCCAAGUGUAAAGUUU
Staurois parvus is the source of this 510-nucleotide messenger RNA. The record is from the annotation of a GenBank genome assembly. Lineage: Eukaryota; Metazoa; Chordata; Amphibia; Anura; Ranidae.